GCGAGAUGUAAGUGGCGCAUGUGGGUGGCGGGGCAUCUUCGACAUGUCUCAGUCAGCUUGACUAUUGUACACUAUAGCGUCCACACAGUAUCAACACAACACAACACAGUACAUCCACUCGCGCCUAUUAUGGUCUAUGUCGCUUGCUUGGUCAUCACAUAUCACACCCACAAGCCGACCUUGAGUUGUAACGUAGCUUGUUCUCCGUCGAAUCCAGCAGCCUAGCUUUACCAUCUGCCUACAAAGCGCACUCUCUUUGUUCAUAUAUAUCCCCUCCCUCACCUACAACAUGUUCAACAGGGACAACCUCUUCGGCAGUCGUGGCCAGCAACCACCACCACCACAGCCUCCACGCCAGUCCAUACCUCAAGCGCCUCGCCAGUCUGACGCCCGCUUUCAGGCACCUGACCAGCAAUACAGAGACGCCCCACCAUAUAACCAACAAGAGAAGGCGAUGCGGGCGCCACCACAGUCACAACCCAUGCGCGGCAUGCAACUACGGCCGACAAAAGCACCAGACAACAGCUUCACCUUCGGCAACAUAUGCGCAGUCUCCGCGCAAGACAUCCCUCCAGCUCACGACGGCGACACAUACCUCCUGCUAAACGGACAGUAUGUCCUUUCCGCAAGACCCCUACCCUCCUUCCCACGAGGCCACAUCAGUCUGAACGACCCGCAACGGACGUGGAUGCAAGUCGCGCUCACAGACGUCGUGGAGGCGCAAUCUUACGACCCCUUCAGUCACGGCGCGCAAAGCUAUCUGGGCGCUAUGGAUGUGGAGGUUGCCUUUGCCGGUAAGAAGACGACGGAUAUACCGUACGAUCAAGACGAGCUGGCGCAGGCGUUUGUGCACAAUUUCAGGAACCAGAUCUUUGCGCCGGGGCAGCAGUUGUUGAUGGAUUUUAGAAGUGUCCCGUUGCGGAUGACGAUUAGAACGGUGGAGUUGGUUGAUAUAUCAUCUCUUAAAGCAUCCUCGGACGGCGCACGGCAGUCCACCAGCCCGCAGGCGAGAGGUAUCCUAACGCCGGAGACAGCAAUCAACUACUUCAAGGAUGCGCGGUCAGGUAUCAACCUCAAAGGCUCCAACCGUCGCGCCGCGGCCAACUCGAUUGUCCGACCCGACUUCAAGUUUGAAGACCUCGGAAUCGGCGGCCUCGACAAAGAGUUUAGCGACAUCUUCCGCAGAGCCUUCGCCUCACGUAUCCUACCCCCCGGUCUUGCGGAGAAAAUGAAUAUCCAACACGUCCGCGGAAUACUCCUCUACGGCCCUCCCGGAACAGGCAAGACGCUUAUCGCGCGCCAAAUUGGCAAGAUGCUCAACGCACGCGAACCAAAAGUCAUCAACGGACCGGAGGUGCUAAACAAAUACGUCGGGCAAUCCGAAGAGAACAUUCGCAAACUCUUCGCCGAUGCGGAAAAGGAGCAGAAGGAAAAGGGCGACGAGUCCGGCCUGCACAUCAUCAUCUUCGACGAGCUCGACGCGGUCUGCAAACAGCGCGGUUCUGGCGCGGGAGGCGGGACGGGCGUCGGCGACAGCGUGGUCAACCAGCUGUUAUCGAAGCUCGACGGCGUGGAGCAACUCAACAACAUCCUCCUCAUCGGCAUGACGAACCGCAAAGACAUGAUCGACGAAGCCCUACUCCGCUCCGGUCGUUUAGAAGUGCACAUGGAGAUCAGUCUACCAGACGAAUAUGGUCGACAACAAAUCCUCAAAAUCCACACGUCGAAAAUGCGCGAAAACGGCAAACUAGCCUCCGAUGUCGACCUUGCGGACCUCGCAAAACGAACCCGCAAUUUCUCCGGGGCGGAGAUACAAGGUCUCAUCAAAUCGGCGAGUAGUUUCGCACUACAACGGCAUAUCAAAGGCGGCACCGUCGCCGCGCUCAAGGACGACGUAGUCAACAUGCAAAUCCGCAUGGCCGACUUCGAGUCCGCGCUCCUCGAAGUCCACCCCUUAUUCGGCGUAAGCGAAGAAGACCUCGACCGCUGCGUAGAAGGCGGGAUCAUCAAAUUCAGCCCCCACGUCGACAAAAUCCUGCAGAGUGGCCGGGACUUUAUCAAUCAAGUCCGCACGAACACGACACCCUUACUCUCCGUCCUUCUCCACGGUCCCCACGGUUCCGGGAAAACCGCACUCGCGGCGCGGAUAGCGAUGGAGUCCGAGUUCCCCUUUAUUCGGCUGGUGAAACCGGCGGAUAUGUUGGGCAUGAAUGAGAUCCAGAAGAUCCAGCAUCUGAGCAAGAGUUUCACGGACGCGUAUAAAUCUCCGCUGAAUGUGUUGGUGUUGGAUAACAUCGAGUUGCUCGUUGAUUGGGUGCCCGUGGGCCCGAGGUUUAGUUCGGCGGUGCUGGCCGCGAUCAAGGGGUUGAUGGAGAAUAAACCUCCCAAGGGACGACCUUUACUCAUCCUCGCCACGACGUCCGAGCGGACCGUACUGCAGCAGUUACAGUUGAACUUCAUGAUGCAGAUUGCCGUCCCCAACGUCAUGACGGCGCGGGAAUUGGCGGGCGUGAUGUUGGAUGAGAGUAUGGAGGGAGCGUUCAGCGAGGCGGACGUGGAGAGGGCGAUUGGGGAGAUUCGGGAGGUGACGGGCGGGGGGGAGGGGGUGAAUGUGGGGAUUAAGAAGGUGUUGUUGAGUAUGCAGACGGCGAUGCAGAGCCAGGAUCGGGUGGGCCGGUUUGCGGAGGUGAUGGGGGAGGCGGUUGCGGAGGGGAAUGCUGGGGUGUAGAUGGCAUAGAUUAGAUGUGAUGAUGACUGGUAUGACGGAGAGGUGUCAAAACGCCUGAACUACAUUGCUUACGAGCGCUGAUUUGGAUGUGGCGGUGUCAAGUGUCAAGCCUCCGAGUGAUUCGUAAAACGCAUACUGUAUCGCGGUUGCAGCUUGUGAGGGUAGUAGGCCGUCGCUCGGAUGCUUCUCUAUGGUGUCUGUCGAAGA
Baudoinia panamericana UAMH 10762 is the source of this 2935-nucleotide messenger RNA. RefSeq lists its product as uncharacterized. The record is from RefSeq and is a predicted model, not a curated record. Gene Ontology annotation, molecular function: ATP hydrolysis activity; ATP binding. Gene Ontology annotation, cellular component: Golgi stack. NCBI's taxonomy places the organism in Eukaryota, Fungi, Ascomycota, Dothideomycetes, Mycosphaerellales, Teratosphaeriaceae. The coding region runs from base 290 to 2728 and encodes 812 amino acids. Gene Ontology annotation, biological process: SNARE complex disassembly; intra-Golgi vesicle-mediated transport; Golgi to plasma membrane protein transport. The transcript has a single exon.